AUGUUGCUCCGCAGGGGUAGACUCCUCUUGCUCCUGGCGUUUUCUGCCAUCCUGGCAGCUGACUUUUACUUCCACUUGUGGCCAGAAAUUCAGAGCAGACUCAUCCGGGACUGCAACUGCCAAACUCGGAACAGCACAGUGCCAGCCUCAAGGUCUGCAGUCCCCAAUACCGCAGAAGCCACACCAAGGCCAACAGACCCCGGUACUACAGAACCAGCAUCGGUAUCCAGAGGUUCCAAAUUGCAGGACCUCUUCUCACACCCACUGUACCAGGUACAGGAGCCCAGACCUCCAACCCAGGACCUGCUGCUGGAUCCCCAUGAAGCCAUCCGCAACUACCGCAAGAGAGUUGCCAACCUCAACAGACGGCAGAGGAUGCAGCACACCGAGCACAACCUCACCACCUCCCUGGAGGAGUACCACACAUCCUGGCUGCAGUUCCAUCUGGGUAUCAGUAAGGAGGCACUCUACCCCCGGCACAGCUCAGUGGUGGACCAACUACUCCGCAAUAUGAAUACUCUGACCAUUAUAGGUGCAGAUUACAGUCCAGAUGAGAAGGCUCUCAAUGGGGAGUGUGACUGCAGCCAGAUUGUGAAGCCAAGCGGGACUCACCUGAAGUUAGUUCUGAGGUUCCAGGAUUUCGGGAAAGCCAUGUUUAAGCCGAUAAGGCAGAGCCGAGAUGAGCAAACUCCGGAUGAUUCUUUUCUUUUACUUUGUGGACUACCAGCGACAUAACGCUGAGAUAGCGGCCUUCCACCUGGACCGGAUUCUGGACUUCCGGCGAGUUCCCCCAGUUUCUGGACGACUAGUCAAUGUGACCAGUGACAUCCUGGAGGUGACCAGCAAUGCUGACUUGGAAAGUGUGUUCUUCGUCUCUCCAGCGAACAAUGUCUGCUUCUUUGCCAAGUGUCUGUACAUGUGUAAGACGGAGUAUGCAGUCUGUGGGAAUCCGCACACAUUGGAGGGAUCCCUCUCCACAUUCCUGCCUUCCUUGUCCUUUGCACCCCGUCUGUCUGUGCCGAGCCCCUGGAUCCGCUCCUACACCUUCACUGGGAAGGAAGGGUGGGAGGUGAACACGGCAUACUGUGACUCCAUCAAACAGCUGCCCCCCUACAACAACCCCCAGAGGCUCCUCGGUGUCAUCGACAUGGCCGUCUUUGACUUUCUGAUCGGGAACAUGGAUCGCCAUCACUACGAGAUAUUCACCAAGUUUGGAGAUGACGGUUUCCUUCUUCACCUGGAUAACGCCAGAGGGUUCGGACAACACUCCCGUGAUGAGACGACCAUCCUGGCACCUCUGUACCAAUGCUGCAUGCUGAGGGAGGGCACCUGGCAGCGGCUCAACCUGCUGGCUCUGCCUGAGUAUCGGCUCAGUGAUGUCAUGGGAGAGUCAUUAAGCCAUGAUAGCCUCAGCCCCAUCCUCACCGAGCCUCAUCUACGGGCCCUGGACAGGAGGCUGCAGACCGUCCUGAUGGUGGUGAGAAGGUGUAUCAAUGUUCAUGGAGAAGAGGCCGUGAUCCAGAAGAAAGUCAAGCACAUUCUUCCCAUCACCGUCCACAGACACACCUCAACCCUCCCCUGA
This is a messenger RNA of Staurois parvus, 1582 nucleotides long. The record is from the annotation of a GenBank genome assembly. Lineage: Eukaryota; Metazoa; Chordata; Amphibia; Anura; Ranidae.